AUGGAUGAGGAGGUGGCACGGGUGGUUAUGGAUUCUAAGGAGGAUAUAUGGAAAAGUAAGGAGAUGUCCGAGAUUGUGAAUGGCUUCUUCGAGAACAGCUUAAGGACCCUUGAUUUCUGCACGGAGCUCAUGAGCAGCUUGAAGCAUGCAAAGGAUAGACAAUUUAUGUCUCCCCUAGCACCUGAGAGGCCCGAAGAAGAUCACCAAGGCAUUUCCAAUCGUGGAGAAGAAACAGAGAAAAGCAGAAACAUGUACUUAAAGACCUUGGAGGAGCUGAAGACGUUGAAUGGGACCCUAUGCACAGAAGAGCUUUUACAAAUCUUACAGACAGUUUACGAGAGCCACAUUAAGGUGCUCGAGAGGCUGAAAAAUGGGAAAUUGAAGCUUCACAAGAAGUUAAGGGGUGUUCAAUCUUGGAGGAAGGUCACGAGAGUGAUCUUUGUCACGACUUCGGCGGCAGUGGUAAUAUGCUCGGUGGUAGCGGCUGCUGCAGGGGCAGCCUCGACAGUGGUGGCAAGCUUAUCAGCUGCCACUGCAUUCCCUAUUAGCUCAGUAGGCAAGUGGAUCGACGGACUCUUGAAAAAGUACGAAGAUGCACUUAAAGGACAAAUAGAGGUUCUCAGCUCUAUGCAGGUGGGCACCUGUGUUGUCCUAAAGGACUUGAAGACGAUUGGACUUUCCAUAGGAAAGCUUGAUAAAGAGCUCAAGUCGCUUACAGAGACUACUGAUCCCAUAGUGGAUUCGGAAGUAUCUGUUAAGAAAGACAUAGGGGAGGUCAAGGAGCAACUUUGGGAUUUUAUGGAGUGUGUUGAUGAACUAGGGGUCUGGGCCGACCGGUGCAGCCACCAGAUUCGACAAGCAAGGAUGGUGGUUCUCCGUAGAAUCAUUAACCGCCGUGAGAACUUGAAUUAA
Punica granatum (pomegranate) is the source of this 912-nucleotide messenger RNA. The record is from RefSeq and is a predicted model, not a curated record. NCBI's taxonomy places the organism in Eukaryota, Viridiplantae, Streptophyta, Magnoliopsida, Myrtales, Lythraceae.